Messenger RNA from Acanthosepion pharaonis, 1332 nucleotides. The record is from the annotation of a GenBank genome assembly. Lineage: Eukaryota; Metazoa; Mollusca; Cephalopoda; Sepiida; Sepiidae.
AUGUCAUAUCUUCUCAAAUUUCGUUGCAUUCAAUUUUUUUCUUCUUUAAAUUCUUUCUUUUCUUUUGUUAAUUCUUUUCCUCGGUACUUUUAUAUAUUCCCAUGUGGAGUUUAUCAUAUUUAUUUUUUUUUUCUCUUUUUCUUCUUUCUCUUCCUUUCAUUUCCUUUUUCUCAUUUUUUCUUUUUCCUUUCUUUUCCUUCUCUUUUGUCUCCCUUCCCACUUAUUCGUUUUCUCUUCCUUCUCUUUCGUCUCCCUUCCUCCUUCUUCCUUUUUCUUCCUUCUCUUUUGUCUCCCUCCCCACUUAUUCUUUUUCUCUUCCUUCUCUUUCGUCUCCCUUCCCCUUGUUCUUUUUCUCUUCCUUAUCUUUUCUCUCUCUUCCUCCUUAUUCUUUUUUCUCCUUUCUCUUUUGUCUCCUUCCUCCUUCUUCCUUUUUUCUUCCUUCUCUUUUGUCCCCUUCCUCCUUCUUCCUUUUUUUCUUUUUCUCUUUUUCUCUUUUGUCUUCCCUCCCCUUCUCUUUUGUCUUUUCCUUUUCCUUUUUUUUCCCUUCCUCCUCUUUUUUCAGAUUUUCCUUCUUCUUUUGUCUUAUUUCCUCCUUCUUCCUUUUUCUUUUCUCUUCCUUCUCUUUUGUCUCCCUUCCUCCUUGUUCUUUUUCUUCCUUUUUUCUUCCUUCCUCUUUUGUCCCCUUUUUCUCUUCUUCCUUCCUUUUUCUUCCUUUUUCCUUUUGUCUUUUUCCUUCUUCCUUUUAUUCUUUUUCUCUUAAUUUUCUUUUGUUUUCCUUUUUCUUCUUCUUUUUUUCUUCCUUUUCUUUCUUUUUCCUUCCUCCUUCUUCCUUUUUCUUCCUUCUCUUUUGUCUCCCUCCCCACUUAUUUUUUUUCUCUUCCUUUUUUUUGUCUCCCUUCCUCCUUGUUCUUUUUCUUCCUUCUCUUUUUCUCUCCUUCCUCCUUCUUCUUUUUUUUUCUUCCUUCUCUUUUGUCUCCCUUCCUCCUUCUUCCUUUUUCUUCCUUCUCUUUUGUCCCCCUUCCUCCUUCUUCCUUUUUCUUCCUUCUCUUUUGUCUCCCUCCCCACUUAUUCUUUUUCUCUUCCUUCUCUUUUGUCUCCCUUCCUCCUUCUUCCUUUUUCUUCCUUCUCUUUUGUCUCCCUUCCUCCUUCUUCCUUUUUCUUCCUUCUCUUUUGUCUCCCUCCCCACUUAUUCUUUUUCUUAAAUUUUUUUGUCUCCCUUCCUCCUUGUUCUUUUUCUUCCUUCUCUUUUGUCUCCCUUCCUCCUUGUUCCUUUUUCUUCCUUCUCUUUUGUCUCCUUCCUCCUUCUUGUUUUUUCUUCCUUCUUUUUUUUAA